AUGGCCACGAAAGAGGAUGAACCGAAUCAGCUGCUUCGACGGCCACUUUAUGUCUACGAUCUACCACCCGAACUGCUCAACAGCCUUACUCCUGUAGGUGGAGAACCACCAAAGACAGAAGAGCCAGAGGGAUCAACCGUGCAACAGCCCGCACUGAACGUCGAUGCAGUUUCUUCCUCUACAUCAUGUACCCUUUGCAAAGUCUCCUUCCAUAACGUCCAGGACCAGCGGCAGCAUGUCAAGUCCGAUUUCCACCGCUACAACUUGAAGUUGAAAAUAAAGGGAAUGCCUCCAGUUGAUGAGGCCACAUUUGUGAGAUUGAUUGGAGAUUUGGACGAAUCGCUGUCAGGAUCUGAGUCGGAGAUUUCGGAAGACGAAGAUGAAGAGGAGGGCAAGCCCGGAGACACCACACUGAGUGCUCUCCUGCGGAAACAAGCCAAAAUCUCACAAGAGGCUGAGGAACCUGAUAAAAUUCCUACAAAGAAAGUUGGUUUCGGAAAUGCCCCUCUUCUAUGGUUGUCGAGCCCAAAAGCUGGCGAAGAUGUGGGGUUGGGCUUGUACAGGGCCAUCCUUACGAACGAAGAACAGGCAAAUGCGUCAACCUCUCUGGUAGACAUCCUUAAGAGGAAACAGCUGAAACCGACAAUGGCAAAAACAAGCGGAAAGACAACAGCGAAUGGAACAAACUCUUCACAUGAUGACCCACACUGGUUUCUCUGCAUGGUUGGCGGUGGUCACUUUGCCGCUAUGAUCGUUUCGCUAGUCCCCGAGUUGAGGAAGGGACCCGGAGGCGUGGAAGAACGACACGCCGUCGUCAGGGUCCACAAAACUUUCCAUCGGUACACGACGAGGCGGAAACAGGGCGGCUCACAAUCUGCGAACGACAAUGCGAAAGGCAAUGCCCACUCUGCCGGUUCAUCGAUACGACGAUACAACGAGAUGGCUUUGGAGACGGAUAUCAGAAAUGUGCUGGUUGAAUGGAGGGAACUGAUAGAAAGUGCGGAAUUACUGUUCAUUCGUGCCACCGGGAGCGCGAAUAGAAGAACACUGUUUGGUCCAUACGACGGCCAAGUGUUGAGGGGCAACGACAAACGCAUUCGUGGAUUUCCUUUCAGCACGCGUCGGGCGACACAAGCCGAACUCCUAAAGUCUUUCAACGAGCUCACGAGGCUGAAAGUGGGGAAGCUGGUCGAACCAUCGACUGAAAAGCAGCCUGUUGAGAAGGCAGCUCCCAAGGAGCUGAAACCGAAAGCAUCGGCGCCAAAGUUGAGUAAGGAGGAAGAGUCGUCUCAGUUCCACACAUCUCAACUACAGGCUCUUAUUCGCCGGUCAAAGGCUCCUGGAGUCUUACUGUAUCUGACCAAGAAUCAACUUUCACCGAAUUUUGCCUUCUUCCCAGCCACGGACAACCACCACGCACCCACGCCUCUCCAUCUCUCCGCAGCGACCAACUCUCCUGCGCUGGUGUUGGCGCUGCUCACCAAGGCCAGGGCCGAUCCGACCGUUCAAAACGGAGAUGGCAAGACGCCCUAUGAAAUUGCGGGCGAUGCCAAAACCAGAGAUGCUUUCCGAAUAGCCCGCCACCAAUUGGGCGAGGACGGCUUCGACUGGUCGAAAGCACGUGUUCCUGCACCCAUAAGCCAAGAAGAAGCAGAUGCAAAGGCUCAACAGGAGAAAGCGGCGACAGAGGCUGCUGAAGCUCGGCGACGAAACGCCGAGCUGGAUCAGAUCCGGCAAGAAGAAGAGCAGCGCAACGCGAACCGAAUCGAAAGAAAGGCUGGUACAGGCAAAACACUUGCCACCGUUGUUGAGAAAACAGGUGCAGAAAAACGUGAAGAAGAGGUUAGGGGCUUGACGCCAGAGAUGAGGAUGAGGCUGGAAAGGGAACGAAGAGCCAGAGCAGCCGAGGAACGAAUCAAACGGAUGCAAGGGGCGAGGUAG
This is a messenger RNA of Capronia coronata CBS 617.96, 1941 nucleotides long. RefSeq lists its product as uncharacterized. Bases 1 to 1941 code for a protein of 646 amino acids. The record is from RefSeq and is a predicted model, not a curated record. Gene Ontology annotation, molecular function: protein binding. NCBI's taxonomy places the organism in Eukaryota, Fungi, Ascomycota, Eurotiomycetes, Chaetothyriales, Herpotrichiellaceae. The transcript is spliced from 2 exons.